Molecule: messenger RNA, 7062 nt
Organism: Phacochoerus africanus (Common warthog)
Lineage: Eukaryota; Metazoa; Chordata; Mammalia; Artiodactyla; Suidae
Gene: ATF7
Product: activating transcription factor 7
Exons: 11
Coding region: 373-1992 (539 amino acids)
Biological process (GO): regulation of transcription by RNA polymerase II
Molecular function (GO): cAMP response element binding; DNA-binding transcription factor activity, RNA polymerase II-specific
Source: RefSeq, a predicted model, not a curated record
CAUGUGCCCUAUGUAGAUGCUAAUUCUGCCAGCAGAUUGAAGAGCCGAACCAACUUCUGCUCUAAAGACUAAAAUUGCCAGCCAUCAUUCCAGCUUUUGAAUCUUGUUCACAUCGAUGAUGUCAGAUUUUGAGCAUAGUUCUGUCUUUCGAGCUCAGCUGGGAUUGCAAUUCAUUGGGUUGGAAGGAAAGACUUCCUUUUUGUCUUUGAAAAACUUGUAGCUCUGCAGGGAAAGUCAGCAGAAUAAAUCUGCAGCCUGGCUGUGUCCUUUGAGUCAUUGUAGAAAGCUGAGUGCUCUGUUCAGCAUUCAGCAGAUUGGCUGUCAGAGUUGCAGCUCUGUUUAUUGGAUACAUAAUCUCUCUAAGAGCCAUUUAUGUUAUUCCAGAGAGAAUCAUCCUGUGGCAAAAGGAACGCCUCUUUUCUCCUCUCAGGGGUCAAAUCUUCUUGUGAUACAGGGCAAUUAUCCCUGGAUUUUCCUGAAAAAUACCUCAAUCUACUACAAAGAUUGGCACGAGCACAGGUUGCCGACUUGGUUACAGUGACGAGCUCUGAUUUCUUAGCCACAGGGAGAGGCAUCAGGGUGACACUCAGAUUUACAAAUGAGGACCACCUGGCAGUUCAUAAACACAAGCAUGAGAUGACAUUGAAAUUUGGCCCAGCCCGAACUGACUCAGUCAUCAUUGCAGAUCAGACUCCUACUCCGACUAGAUUCCUGAAGAACUGUGAAGAGGUGGGACUCUUCAAUGAACUAGCUAGCUCCUUUGAACAUGAAUUCAAGAAAGCUGCAGAUGAGGAUGAAAAAAAGGCUGCUUCUGGACCCCUUGACAUGUCUCUGCCUUCUACACCAGACAUCAAAAUCAAAGAAGAAGAGCCAGUGGAGGUGGACUCAUCCCCACCUGACAGCCCUGCCUCUAGCCCCUGUUCCCCACCACUCAAGCAGAAGGAGGUUGCUCCAAAGCCUGUUGUGAUCUCUACUCCCACGCCCACCAUCGUGCGCCCUGGCUCCCUGCCUCUCCACCUGGGCUAUGAUCCACUUCACCCAACCCUUCCCUCCCCAACCUCUGUCAUCACACAAGCUCCACCAUCCAACAGGCAGCUGGGGUCUCCCACUGGCUCCCUCCCUCUCGUCAUGCAUCUUGCUAAUGGACAGACCAUGCCUGUGCUGCCAGGGCCUCCGGUACAGAUGCCUUCUGUUAUAUCGCUGGCCAGACCUGUGUCUAUGGUGCCCAACAUUCCUGGUAUCCCUGGCCCACCCGUGAACAGCAGUGGUUCCAUUUCUCCCUCUGGCCACCCUAUGCCAUCAGAAGCCAAGAUGAGACUAAAAGCUACCCUAACCCACCAGGUCUCCUCAAUCAAUGGUGGUUGUGGAAUGGUGGUGGGUACUGCCAGCACCAUGGUGACGGCCCGUCCAGAGCAAAGCCAGAUCCUCAUCCAGCACCCUGAUGCCCCAUCCCCUGCCCAGCCACAGGUCUCACCAGCCCAGCCCACUCCUAGUACUGGAGGGCGGCGGCGGCGCACAGUGGACGAAGAUCCGGAUGAGCGGCGGCAGCGCUUUCUGGAACGCAACCGGGCCGCAGCCUCGCGCUGCCGUCAAAAGCGGAAGCUCUGGGUGUCCUCCCUAGAGAAGAAGGCAGAGGAACUCACUUCUCAGAACAUUCAGCUGAGUAAUGAAGUCACGUUACUACGCAAUGAGGUGGCUCAGUUGAAACAGCUACUGUUAGCUCAUAAAGACUGCCCAGUCACGGCACUACAGAAAAAGACCCAAGGCUAUUUAGAAAGCCCCAAGGAAAGCUCAGAGCCAACGGGUUCUCCGGCCCCCGUGAUUCAGCACAGCUCAGCAACAGCCCCUAGCAAUGGCCUCAGCGUUCGCUCUGCAGCUGAAGCUGUGGCCACCUCAGUCCUCACUCAGAUGGCCAGCCAAAGGACAGAACUGAGCAUGCCGAUACAGUCGCAUGUGAUCAUGACCCCACAGUCUCAGUCUGCGGGCAGAUGAUGCCUCCCCGGGUGGAGAGGUCCCCAGCCAGAGCUCGCCCGCCCAAGAGCCAAGAGAGAUGUCAUCUUACCCUCGCCCGUCUGCCUGGGACAUGGCAGUGUCGGGGGGAAUUGUGUGUUGUGAGUAAUGGUCACGUGUGGGGCUUUUCUCACACGGUCAUGUACGUUGACACCUAUACUAGGAGCCUCCCAGCCCCAGAGCCACAUAGAUCAUCCCCGAGGGGGAAGUUUCUGAUGUACCCACAGCCAGAGGCCUUUCCAGAUGGUCCGAACAAUCAUCCCUGCCCGUGCACGUGUACCUGUCUCUUUUAACACUAACCCUUGCACUUCUGGGUGUUGGGUUUCUCAGUUCCCUGUCUUCCCACUAAGCCAUGGCUGUUACCUUCUUGAUCCUUAGCAGCAUGCCACUUCCUGCUAGGUAGAGGGAGGCUAGAGUUGAUGGCAUAUCACCAGCUGACCCAUCCCCAGCCACCCCACAGACUCAGGACCUUGUCUCCCAGUAGCUGCUUGUUUAUCCCUUGUCCCCCUUCCUAAAUUCUAGUUAAAACAUUUACUUAUGGAGAAUGUAAGAUUGCCUUUGAUGUAUGAAGUAGCGGUAUUUCCCAGCUCUUCCAGAAACUUUAGUUCUUCUCCCUACCUGCCACCAAAACAAAAACAAAGAAAUGAAAGCUCCAAAGUUCUAGUCCUUUUUCAUCAGUUUUCAGAGUUAUUUGGAAACCUCAUGUUGUCUUUUGAGUUUUCCCAGCCUGAAGGUGGGGUCUUUUCCACCUCCCACUAAGCCUGGGCAACCUCACUUUGUGGCCUUAUUAGAUGUUGCUUGGUAGCAAAACAGGAAAGAGCCUGAGAUCUGAUGGCUGAUUUCCUCUCGCUCUUCGCUCCAUCCUCCGUCAGUUCUAGUCAUCAGGACAGGCAGGAACAAUGCAGUUUAAAGCUCCUUCCAUCAAGUUACUAGAUCGAUGCUUUUAUGCUUUACAAGAGUUUGCUGGCGAACACAUACAUGUUCCUUUUGGUCAUCUCUCCGUUCCUGCCUCUCCCUCUUCAUCCCCCGUCCACACUCCGGCCUUUGUCUCUCUUCAGAGCGACCCUGUGGAGGCUGUCACAUAGGGGACCCUCGCACUCCCUUGCUCCCCGCCUCUCUCAGUCUCCCCUGUCUGUCUUCUUUUCUGAGCGAGGGUCUUUUAUUUGCAAGAGUCCCUCACCCUCUGGACCUACCUUCUCUCUCAUUCACCAGGCCCUGAGCCUAGCCACCAGAUCUCUCUGGCUCUGUAGUGUUUCUUUAGCUCUUUUCUGCUCUCUGCCUCCUGGAUGCAAUGCUGCUCCACAGCCCAAGCCCCGGGACUGUGAGGCAUCAUGGCCAAGAGUGUGUUUUCUUGAGUAUGAGGUCGGAUGGGGGAGGCAGGGGAAAGGGAGGCAUGGAGUGCGAUGUCAGCAGAAGAGCCCUGCUUGGUGAAGGGUCUGCCCUGGAAAUUGGCGAUUAUUGACCUCAGCCAUUCUUACUUUGAGAAGUAGGGUUACAAGGGGAAGAAUUCAUCUGUCUAGUCCCUCUUUCUUCCCCAUUAAGACGUCUCAUCUUUUGGCUCUGAAUGUGCAGUUUCUACCAAGGCCAUAGGAAGCAGUCCAAAGCCAGAGGCCUGUGGAUAGAUAGGUCAGCUUUAAUAGCCCUUCAGUAUGAAACCCUUCCAGUUGUCCCUGAGCCACUUUCUGCCAUCUGCCCAAGCCAAUAAUGUCCUUUUCUUUCUCUCUUUCCUACCUCUGUCUUAUACAUACACACAAAAUAACUGCCAGCUUCCUUUCUUAUUUUGUCUUCCAAAGUUGGCUAUCAUAGAGGAGUGAGGAAUUGUUCUAAGCGCCAAGAUUUCCAUCUCAGACUGAUAAACUGGCAAGCCAGUCAGAUGACAGGUUCUGCCGCAUUUGUUUUUAAUCCCCCCCUCCCCCGACGCUUUUCAGAGCAGGUGCUGAAGAAGCCAUACCUGGUGAAGAGAAAGGAGAGAGAACGUGGUUUUCUCACCCUCCCCCACCCAGGACCCAACAGGAACAGCCCCGAGGUGACUCAGGCCCGAAAAUGGCGUGGCAGAUGGUCAGGAUGCUGGUUACCCCCUCCGGGGACUCCACUUGCCUUUAAAACUUCACAGCCAUAAUUCGUGCUCAGGACUUUGCCUUUAGACAGCUGCUCCCUGGGAUUUUCUCCUGCCUUAGUUGUGUUUCGUUUUUUAUUAUCUUGAUUUUCCACUAGCAGCCUUGCCCUAAAGCUUGACUGAGUUUAUGGCUCCUAAGGAGCCUUCAUAAGACCCUUGACUAUUUUUCUUCCCCUUUCAGUCAAGUGUUUGUCAAGUUAAGAAUCAUUUUGUCACUGCACACAUGCCCAGCCUCACUGCUUGGCCUCAGAGGUAGUUUGGCCAGUCUGUCUGUCCCUGUGUAGGACGACUAAUUUAUGUACAGGGUCUUCUUAGUUUCUCAGUCCUCGUGUCUAAUUCCUUGAGUCCUUGUUUCAUUUUCAUCAGUGGGAAAUUAGUAUUGGGGACUUGAGGGGCAUUGGCAGAACUUUAGUAGUAAAGCAGCAGUGAAAUGAGGAAGGAGCGUGACGGGAUCCCCACCUCCGCCCCCGCCCCCACCCCCAGGCAGCUCUUCGUUGGUCCUUGAUCUCACUAAGAAGGCAGAGCAGUUGCUUGCCCCGAAGCCUCUCCUAUAGUCAAGGGGAAGACAUUUACCUUAUUACUGCAGCCAGCCGUGUGGCCACUCCCCCUGCUCUUUGCCUUCCAGACUCAUCUAGACAACCAAACAUCAUGGAGGUAAGGACCAUGGCCUUUCUAGGGCCUGAGGGAAGGUACUUUCUGGGGCUGGGAGUGCAGAUGACUUGGGACUCUCCUAAAUGAACACAGGACUCAGACCUCCGACUUUACUCCAGGGACACAGCUGCCUAGGAUACAGCCAGAGACCCAAGGCCAUAGAGAAAGGGGCCAGAACCAGGUCUUCUGGUCCACAGACUUUAGGCCCUAUUGUCUUAAAAGAAAGCUUGCUUAGAGUUGAAAAGUCUGAGAAAGCCUCCCACACCAUCAGGAAGGGCUGGGCAGAGUAGGACCUUCUUUAUCUUCCCCUGUUCAUCGUACACCCCACAUCUGACAUCCUUCAGCCUCCACUCCUUUCCUUGGUCGUAAGCCCUAGAUUGUACCCUCUUGGUGGCGGUAAAAGAGGAGAUGGCCUUGCUGAACCUCGUUUUGCUGCCUUCUCUACGCCUGUUCUAUUGUUCUUGGUUCCUUUCCUGAUUCACUGCCCUUCAGCACCUCUCUGCCUCUCAGUAGACAGGGUGCUUAACCAUAAUCACGCCCCACCCACAGCCUGAACCACCAGGCAGACACCAAAAUCCUCCUCCUCUGGCUCCUGAGGCCCCCCCUGUUCACCCACACUGAGAGGCUCCUUUAAAGGUGCUAGCCUAAGACAGCUCUUCCUCACCAAGUCCCCUUUUCUCUCAUAGCUUCCUUCCCAUCCCCAAAUCAUAAUUUUUCAUGAAUAUUGUACAUUGUAUACACAGAAAGGAAAUGUAUUCUUUUUUUUUAAUGUCAUAACCAGUCUGUUUAGAACCCAGUCCUCCUAGCUAUAUAUCACAUAUGCCUUUGUUGAUAUGCUCUUUCUGCUUUCUUUAGACUUUUGUUUGACAGGGGCAGAGGGACGAGCAGGACAGGUGAGGAUCCUAAGGCAGAUUAGAGGACCCCCGCCCAUCCUACUUCAGCUUCCCACAAGCCUAAUCAUCCCCCUCAUAGAAUAGGCGGGAUCUCUCUGUUUCUCUGUGCACACAGACAUAAAUCCCACCACCCCCAAGUGGUGACCCAGCAGGAAUGAGCACAGGUGGUUGCUGGCCCACAUCCCCACCCUCCACGCCAGUUCAUUCAUCUCUCUCUGGGGGAAAGGUCUUCCCCAGGAUGAGAAAAGGCUGCGGAGAGUAGGGCAGCUUCAGGCAGCUUAUGUCCUAGUCGAUGCAGGUUUGUAUUGUAGCUGCUAGGGUUUAUUUUACCUUUUUAACGGGGACUGGGAGCACAGAGCUAUCUCAUCAGCAUCGGUUACUGGUGAGGGAUGUUUAGCUGUAAGAAAUGGCCGUGAGCACUAGUGACAUUGACUUCCCCUUAGGGCAGUGGUUCUCAGAAUGUGGUCCGGGACCAGCAGGACCGUCACCUGGGAACCUGUUAGAAAUGCACAUUUCUGGGCCCCACCUCGGACAUAAUGGAUCGGAAACUCUGGGGAUGGGCUCUAACAAGCACUCAAAGUGAUUCUAACGCACACUAAAGUUUGAGAACCAUCGCCUUAGGGGCAAGCUGGGAAAUGCUUAUAGGGUAUCAAGGAUAUUUUAAGUACCAUCCUCUGCCUUAGCACUAACAUGUUUUUCCAUUUCCUCCAGUCUCUCCCUCCACUCCCAUUAAAACAACAACAGCAUCACUCAUCUCAAAAUCUAGGUUCGCCUUCCUCUACGUACCCCUGAAACCUGUCCUACGUGGGUCUGGACAGGACUUGUUUCAUAUUCCCUUGCAGACCGGUCACUCCAUGUCCUUUGUUACAGGAAGGACCAGCUGCCCUGUUCUCCCACCCCUUACACAUCUUUCAGGCAGGGAGAUGAGCCUCCAGCCCCCACAGUGGAGGCUGCAGCCUCCUGACAUAGUAUCUAUUGAAAAGAAAGCUGUGCGUCUAUGGCUAUAUCUCUGUUCAUCUGUAUAUCUUUGACAUGUGGCAACACCUCUUCAUCUCAUCAAGGAUCUUGACUCUGGGUCUGGGUCUCCCCAGCCCCCAGCGGUGGGCUUUGACGGGUGGGAGGAUGCAGUGCUACAGGCUGUUUUGUUACAAAACUGUCUGCUCCCUUUCCCCACCAUCCACUUCAGCACGAUCCCUGUGAGCAGGCUCUCACAGUCUCCCGGGACAGGGCUGAGGCAGAGGCUUCGCUCUAUUCUCCCUGGCCGUCCCUCCCCUUUGCCCUUGCCACAUAGCAGUUAUCCCCCCAGCCAUGCCUUCUCCCCUCUCCCUUGCCCUGACAUAUAUUGUGCCUUAUUUAUGCUGCAAAUGUAACAUUAAACUAUCAAGAGAACCA